AGGAGGCACGCUUUUUUUUCUAUAAAACCCCCCAGAAAAACUAGUACGAUGCACUUUAGAUCUGGAUCGCCACACCUACUCCUGUUAGUAAAGCAUCAAAUGUCUUUAUGAAGUCAGUGUCAUCAUGACUCUGUUAUGGAUCACAGUCUUUAUUCUUCAUCAAGGCUAUGCCUUAGUUCCUGUGGUCACUGUUCCGCUUGGCGAACCUGUAACUUUUACCUGUGCGGCUAUGAAGAAAUUCACAUCCAGAACAUGGAUUCACUGGUACAAGCAGAAUUCUGGAGAUACUCUGAUAAUUAUUGCAAUGCAGAGAAACAAAGUAGAUCACACUUAUAGCCCAGAAUUUCCUUCUUCAAGAUUCAAAGUUACAAAUGAUGAUAAAAUAGGCAACCUCACAAUUCUGAGGACAGUUGAACAAGACGAGGGAAUGUAUCACUGUGCUAUUAUGGACUGGACAGAGUCUACUUGGAUGGGGACGUAUUUGAUAGUAAAAGGAAACUCAAAGAAGACAUCCAGCUACACUGUUGUUCAGCAGUCAACAGCCUCAGAAUUGUCCCGUCCAGAAGACUCAGAGACUCUGCAGUGUUCAGUUCUCUCUGAGUCAGAGAACAAUUCAUGUUCAGAAUAUUUCAGCAUUUUCUGGUUCAAAGCUGGAUCCAACAGAUCCUAUCCAAAUAUCAUCUACACUGAUAGUAAAAGAGCUGAUAACUGUGAGAAAAUUCCAGACGCCCAAACAAAAUGUACCUAUAACUUCCCCAAGAACAUCAGCUCCUCUGAUCCUGGGACUUACUACUGUGCUGUGGCUACAUGUGGAGAAAUCUUAUUUGGAAAUGUCAUCAGAGAGGAAGGAGGUCAAACAUUAUGGUACAAACAUACGACUUUGCUCAUAACAAUAACCCUUUUGGCCAUUUCUGUGAUCGUACAUAUAAUCUUGAUCUUCUAUCGAACUCAAGCCUUUCCAUGUCAAAUAGUUAAAGAAAGCCCCUCAGAAGUGGAACGCAACAACUUGACCCAACAAAGAGAUGAAAUUCUUGAUAAAGGACAGGAUCUGAGUUACUCUGCAUUACAUUUUUCUGGAGGGAAAAUACCUAGAGGAACCAAGAAGAGGGAACUGAAGACAGAAGAAAUGGUGUAUUCAGAAGUCAGACCAUCAGGUUAAAUGGAUGUUGAGAUGAAACCAUUAAUUUUUCCAUUAGUCUUCCCAACUUUUUCCCUUUUUUUAGAGAAAUAAUUUUACAUAUGUCAGAGGUCAUUGCAAGACCAGAACCAUGUCUAUUCAGGACCAUUUACAGUUAUUUAUAGAUCCUGAAAGAAUGGAGUCUAAGCUUUCAAAUAAUGUCAAACUUAUGAACAAUGAAGAAUAUAUUACUAUUUGAAUGUUGGCAUUCAAUUCAUUCAGGGACCAAAGGAAAUUUGACUGGGGGUUGAAUAUGGCUGGAGAUAAACUCACGUUUGAGGGGGCUGUUGUUAAUCCUUGUAUCCAGUUUGUGGGGAAUUAAUCCAGAGGAGACGGAACUCGUUUGAGAGCGGACAGCCAGACAUACGUUGGACCCAGAGGAGUAAAGGAGCGGACUGUCACUUGGUUUUCCGAUGAGAACUUGAGCGGAUCUUGUGGAGGUUUACCACUGCUCAGUGUGUACUCAGUAAUCCUUCCAGGGGGAGAAGGUCCAGGUUAUCCAGUUACACAGGAAAGGCUACUUGCCGAAGAGCAAAGACAAAAACAAGAGUAGACUCAGAGAAACAAAGCUUCAGUUAGGCUCUGCUAAUCUCAGCUUGGCUAGAGUACCCAAAACUGGCAAACACUCUGGUAUCAAGGUAGUGACAGGCUGCUGCUCAAAUACUCCUCCAGUAAUGAUCCAACGAGCCGCAGGUGUGCAGGGAGGCCCAACGAGGAACAGGGUACCACCUGGUGGUGGAGAGAGGAAAACAUAAAAACAACCCACACAAACUGGUUCCUAACACAUCUGAAGCCAGCUGUGUAGCAAAAGUUGCUAAUUUUAGUACAUUUGCAUACCAUACCUCCCUCAGAUGUACUUACAAAGAGAAGCUUCAUGUCAACAAAAUGCACUAUUUUUCUAUGUAAAGGUAAUUUACAGCAACUUAUUGCAAAAUUUGUGUGACAUAUGUGCGUUUCACAGACAGGAAUUUUUUUAGAUGUUCAAAUUUUUUUACCACAAAAUUAAAAGCAAGACAUUCAAACUAAUCAACAAACUUUACCACUUAAAGUGUUUUACCUUUGGAUUUUUUUGUAGUCUGCAACUUGCAUCAUGAUUGCAAUUUAAUCUAAAAUUAACAUUAACAUCGGUUAAGUUUUUAAUUGACAUAAUGUAACCUGUCAAUGUAUUCUGGACUUUUGUCAGCAACUGACCAACCGGUGAUCACGAUUUGUCCUUUAGUAAAAUGUCCCUCCCCUACAGGAGCAAUUGUGUCUCUCUCUUUUGUCAACAUUUCAGGAUUUUGCAUUUGAAAGGAAUAGCAGACAUGGGAAUUUUGUUAAAAAUACAUUUUAUGAAAUGCUCAAUAUUUAAAAAAAUAAUGCAAUUCAGACAUGCUUAUACCUUGAAGUAUGUACUGGGUAGAACACAGUUCAUUUUAUUUCCAAAACCGAAAAUGGAGUCUUAAAGAGUAUACAGAUAAUUCUUUGUUAUUUUGCCAUAAUUGUUUGCUUAUUUCAGCUUGGAAAAAGCCUGCUUUCCCUGACUGACAACAAACAUGUGAAAAUAAAUGUCAUCAAGGACAAUAUGCUGCUAUGGGUUGCAAAUGAGACACAGCCAUUCAUGUGGUAAUAACAUGCUUAAGUUUUUCCCCCUUUUACUUAUAUACUACUUUAUCUUCCACUAUUCACAACUUGAAAUGACAUCUGUGUCCUUUAUUAUUCUUCCUCUACCUGUGCAAAGAGUGAAGUUUAGUUUGAAUUGUUUUUGUUACUUCUUUGAAAUUACU
Molecule: messenger RNA, 2943 nt
Organism: Cyprinodon tularosa
Lineage: Eukaryota; Metazoa; Chordata; Actinopteri; Cyprinodontiformes; Cyprinodontidae
Exons: 6
Coding region: 125-1159 (344 amino acids)
Biological process (GO): response to bacterium
Source: RefSeq, a predicted model, not a curated record